Cricetulus griseus (Chinese hamster) is the source of this 4457-nucleotide messenger RNA. The record is from RefSeq and is a predicted model, not a curated record. Lineage: Eukaryota; Metazoa; Chordata; Mammalia; Rodentia; Cricetidae.
GCAUGGCAGGACUUUGAAGAAACUGUAAACAGUUCCACAAAAGAUGCGCUAAUGGAUGACAGAGAAGCUCCUACAUACCGUCUUCAGAUAGAACCACAAGAUGGAUGUCAUCCGGGUGAAAGCGUGGAAAGGAGAGUAACGCCCUUGCCUUCUGUCUCAGAUGAAAAUGAAAAUCAGCUUGACGGGGACAGGCCUGCGGGUCUGACUGGCAGUGACAGUGCAAUGGGAAGAGCCACGGUGUUUGAACAGGACAGUCUCAACAAUAAUGAAAGCUGCCUGCCCCCCUGUGAGGUAGCCCCCAGUGAGACAGCAGAACAGACUCCAUGCGAAGGUCCCAAAGAUGAUCAGCCUUCCUCGGGACAGGACAAAAAACCACCUGGAAAAAGAAGUCCAAGAGCCAAAAAAGGGACUCCUAAGAAAGUACCUCCAGGAGACGCCACACCUUUAAUGCAGACAUCGAAUGCAGAGCUGCAGGCCGCUGGUGAGGAGGCUGCUGGAGUGAAUGCAAAUGACCCCCCCAAAGCUCCAGUGCCAGAACUGCAGCCACUCUUCUCCCUGAUCCGAGGGGAGGUGGAGCAGAUGGACUCCAGAGCACUUCCCCUCUUCCUCCAUCAGGUAGCUGAGACCUAUUUCCAGGAAGAGGACUAUGAGAAAGCAAUGAAAUUCAUUCAGCUUGAACGAUUGUAUCAUGAGCAACUGCUUGCAAAUCUUUCUGCCAUUCAAGAACAGUGGGAAACAAAAUGGAAAGCUGUCCAGCCACAUACAGUGCCGCCUCUGAGGAAUUCAGAAAAGGGAUUUAAUGGUGAAGAUUUCGAACAGCUUGCUAAAAUUUGCACAACUCAUCAAGACCCUCUGUUGGCCAAGCAUAAGAUAGCACCUGUGGAAAAGUCACUGGGAAGAAAAUGCUUUUCGAGGGUGACAGUGUCUGAAGAGCCAAAGGAAAGAGGAGCAACAGCCAAAGAACCAGAGACUGAAACCUGUCCUGGCAUGGAACCAAGCCGAGGCCAGCAUGAAGAACAGCCCCAGGAGAGCAGCCCCAGCUCUCAUCAAAUGGACUGGCAGGCAGCUUCCCCCAGCCUUCCAGUAACUGCAGGGAAGGAGCCCCUGUUUAGCACCAAUGCCAACACCCAGUCCCCAGAGACAGCCAGGAGCAGGUCAGGGCCAGAUGCUGCAGAGAGUGCCUGUGAGGAUGACAGCUGCUUGCAGGAGCCUCCCACAGAGGACCACCCCGGGGUGGCCGAGGACCCUAAGGGGUCUCCUCCUAGUGAGUCAGUGACAGAGCCGCAGCUCUCCCCGAGUGGUGACAGUAUACCUCCUGUGUUGAUUUCAGAGGGUAAAUAUUCAGAGACGCACCGAAAAGAGCUCUGCCUCCCUGUUCAGGGUGUACUUGAAGCUCUGCCCAGGGACCAGCCUCAGAGCAGUGAAUUGGACGAGUCACAGCAGCCUCACCUCCCAGCCACUGAUGGGAAAUCACCACACAGUCAGACUGACUUGGAGCCUGGCUCUGAGAAUGCACUCUGUGGUGACAGUAAAGCGUCUGACGUAAGGACACUGUGUCCAGAAGUGUGCAUGGCCCCAGAAGAAGGGCGGGAUAAGGAAGACGAAGUCAGUAAGGAAACAGAAGACUAUCUGAACAGCCUUCUGGAAGGAUGCUUAAAAGACGCCGAAGAGUCCCUCUCCUAUGAAGACAUCCAGGACGAGGACUCUGACCUCCUCCAAGACCUCUCUCCUGAAGAAGCAUCCUACAGUCUCCAGGAGAGCCUGCCUCCUGACGAGAGCUCGCUCUCCCUUGAUGAUCUGGCCAAGAAGAUAGAGAUCGCUGAGGCCGUUCCCGCAGAAGGGCUGGUGUCCAUAUUAAAGAAGAGGAAUGACACAAUAGGGGACCACCCUGCCCAAAUGCAGCAGAAGCCAGCUAAGCGGAGAGUGCGAUUCCAGGAAAUAGAUGAUAGCCUGGAUCAAGAUGAAGUGGGCAGCGGCUCCUGCAUCCUGCUCAUCCUGCUGUGCGUAGCCACUGUCUUCCUCAGUGUUGGAGGAACUGCACUCUACUGCACUGUGGGCGACAUGCAGUCUCCUGUGUGUACAGACUUUGCGGACAACGUGGACUUCUAUUACACUAAGCUACUGCAGGGCGUGGCAGGACUUAAACACUGGGUCUACCUCUCCUAGCAGCGAUUGGGACAGGCGUGCUGACAGACAGACAGUGAUGCAAAGGAGUCACGGAACAUUCCCCCUCCCCAGCAGCGGAGACCCAAGGACGGGCAAUAGAAACUGCCCAGAGACCUCUGUUAGAGUAAUCCACAGAAGGCGAAUACUUGCGUAGGCGCUGAGGACAGCAGGAGGGAGCCGUGGAGACCACGCCCCUCUCCUUGCUGCUUGCUUGUGUAGUGAAGCACACUGAGCAGAGUCACACCGGGCUCCCACUGAGGGUUAAAGGACAGUCCCAGUUUACAGUCAUUGUCCAUAGGCAUCGCUUCCCGCCAUCACGCAAUAAGUUUCUUUGUAAACAGAGAAAGUUACCUUAUGGUUUCAACACCGUUUUUUAGUUAAUCUUGGGAGCUGUGUAAUUUUAGCUUUGGACAUUAUUCUAGAUUCUGUUCUCCAUUUGUGAAAUGGUUGUGUGGGUGCGUGUUAUGUCUGAAGCAGUAACCACAAGUGGAUAUCCAGUAUAGAGUAAAAGAUGACCUUUAUUCUUUUAAUUUGACUACAAUGUGCAGGCACAAAUCUCUGGAGAAGGCUUACCUGUGAACUAGAUAAACUGUAGGAAUGUUGGCCUUGAAUUGAGAGACUGACAGAUCUGAGGCAAUGAAUUUGACAGGCCUGAAGGCAGGCACCAUGACAGAACUCCCAAGUCUCAGAUGAGAUUUCCCUGUGGCUUCUGUGCUGUCUGGAGCACUGAGUUCUUGUUCCACUGCUCAAGGGAAGCUUGACAAGCACCCGUUCCAUUCUGGAACCUAAGCCUAGGAACCCAAGUAAGGGGUAGUUCCUACUGUAUGGGUGCUCGUGGAAGGUGAACCCUUACUUUGUUGAAUGAAACAGGCCACCUCAUGAGACUGAGUAGUCGCAGGCUAUACCCUCAGGGGUGUGGACUAUGUGUUCCUAUCAUGGAUCACUGUGGACCCAGUCAUGGGGUCAGGAAGCAGAUAUUCAAUCAUACCUUAAGUAGACAAGUUUAAAUACCUUGUUUUGCUUAAAUCUGUCAUUAGGUGGCCUUUCCUUAUUUACGGUACAGUGAUCUAAUGUUUAGGAAGCCUCAUUUGACUUUUUAUAUUCUAGGCAAUGUCUUUUUUUAAAAAUCAUGAAUUAUAGUUUUUUAGCAAGUGAUCUUUAUGUUCCUCUUUUCCUGUUAGAAUCAUUUGGAAGGAAAUGGGAGAAAUUGCUUUGUAGUUGUUACUGGCUGGCACAGUACCUUUCUUUGUGUUUCUGCUUAUUUAUUUGGAACUUGUGAAUUUAAGGGCUUUUGUAUGAGUUGAGAGUGCGUUGCUGAGCAUGUAUUUGGUCAUCCCACCGCUACCUAUUUAAUUAGAUACUUAGUGUUUUGAUUUUGUACUAUUUCAGCUCCAUAUGUUUUAGGCUUAUUUUUAAAUUGACAUUUUUAUUUUUACUUACAACACUGUGUGGCUUAUCUCUUACCAUGUCACCGUAAAUUGUAAUAUUUUCAAUGGUUAUAGAUCAGAGUUAUUUAUUUAGAAGUAUACAGAAUACUGAAAUUUAGAUUCCUUAUGCCUAAGGCUGAUUUUAUUAGAAGAUUAUUUUAAUGCCCUAUUAUAAAUUUGAAGACCUUGUAUUCACAUCCUGUGUAAAAUGGGUCCCAUCAUCAGGGUACUUCUGCCAGAGGCUCUGUGGAAGGCGCUAGUGAGGUUGCCUAUGUGGGCCUCCUCAUGAUACACAGACAUGUUCCAUUUUCGUGAUUUCUAGCUGCUGGGAUUUGGUGACCCCCGUUUCUGCCGAUUUUACAUCAAAAAAAGUUAAAAUCUUCACCGUUUACCUCUCUUGGGUCACUCAGAGUCUUGUGUGAUCUCUGGUGUCAUAUUCGCCUCUCAGCCACUUUUUUGAAACCUGAGGUUUCCUGGGAGCCUUCAGAGAAGGAAAGGCCUAAACUGACACCUCACUAACCAGGGGCCCAGGGUGUGUCAGAGGAACCCGGUGCUCACCACUUCAGGGGCCACAGAGUGAUCAGGAGUAGGCUGACCUCUUGACUUAAAGUGGGCAUGAACUCUCACCUAGAAAACCCAGGACUCAUUUUAAAAUGUAAUAGCCAUUUACUGCAUGAAUUGGAGUGUCCCACCUGGAGAUGAGAGGAUGUUAGUUACCCCACGCAUAAAGAAUUCAUCCAGCAUACUGAAAUGUAUUUCUCCUCUCAUUCGGAAGUAAUGACAACUAUUUAUAACUAGCCUUCUUAAGAACUGUGUCUGAGGGUGUCAAAUCAAGCUUGUAAUUUAAAAUCUAUACCAACAAAA